AUGGCAUCAUCUUCAAGGGCUGUGCUUAAAGUAGCCGUCGAGCAGUGGGUGCCGUACACGCUAGUGACGGAGGUCAACGGGACGAUGACUGUUGGGGGACCGAUGGGUAAACUCCUGGAUAGCUUCUCCAGGAUCUUCAACGUCGAUUACAUGUUUGUGCAGCCCUCCGACAAGGCAUGGGGACAAAAGUACCCCAACGGCUCCUGGGACGGCAUGAUUGGCCAACUGCAGAGGCGGGAAGUGGAGUUCGCCGUGGGCCCGUUCGGCGUGACCCACCUCAGGGAGGAAGUGUGUGACUUCACGGAAUCCAUGCACAGCGAGAACAACGCCAUCUUCAUGGUGCGCCCUACCCUGCAGACCGACAUGGCGGGGUUCGUGAAGCCCUUCACAGUGAAGGUAUGGGUGCUGGCGCUGGUGAGCCUGGCGGUGGUGGUGGUGGUGAUGGCGUGGGUGGCGGCGGCGGAGGUGCGUCUCUUCGGGUCGUCGUGGCGCUGGAGCCUCACCAAGGCCACCGUCUGGGGCCUCAAGGUGUUCACGCAGGAGGGCUCGGUUGAUGUGCCGCCCUUUGAUGGCAGCCGCCUGUUGGCCGCAGUGUGGCUGCUGGCGUCCUUUGUGUUUAUGUCCUCCUACGGCGGCAUCCUCACUGCCAUGCUCACCGUGCCUCGGGUCACCAUCCCCAUCGACUCCCUUGAAGACCUGGCGGCCCAGGACGACCUGCCGUGGAAGAUGGAGAAGUCGUCCAUGACAUACCAAUACUUUAGUGAGGCGAAGGACGGUGUGAGGAAGAAGGUGUUUGACGGCCUUGCGGGAACCAUCAUUGACUGUUGGAAGUCACGGCAUGACGUGGCUAGCGGGCAGUUCGCGGCCAUCUGUGACAGGACCACCAUGAAGAAGGUCAUGUCGUGGGAUUUCAGCACCACCGGCAAGUGUCACACGUACAUCUCCACCGAAAACGUAUUCAGCAACAUCCAGAUCGCCAUGGCCUUCCAGACAAACUCAACCUAUCGCGAGGGAGCGAACCAAAUCAUCCGCAGCUUCAAGCAAGCGGGCAUCCUUGACAUGUGGCUGGGCGCCGAGAUAACCAAUAUCAGCCAGUGCCUCCGCUCGCCCAUUGCAGACCGCAGUGAAGGCCUCUUCAGGCUGAGCAUGGGGGACCUGGCCGGCUCCUUUCUCCUGCUGGCGGGAGGUCUGGCGGCGGCCGCGGCUGCCUUUCUCCUGGAGGCGGCGACAUCACUGUGCUGA
Molecule: messenger RNA, 1242 nt
Organism: Eriocheir sinensis (Chinese mitten crab)
Lineage: Eukaryota; Metazoa; Arthropoda; Malacostraca; Decapoda; Varunidae
Product: glutamate receptor-like
Exons: 11
Coding region: 1-1242 (413 amino acids)
Cellular component (GO): membrane
Molecular function (GO): glutamate-gated receptor activity
Source: RefSeq, a predicted model, not a curated record